AUGUCAUCGGUGCUGUUAAGUGGUACCAUUACUACAACUACUACAACUGUUACUACUACUAUUACAAUUACUACAAUAACAACUAUUACUGCUACUACUACCACUACAACAACAAUAAUAACAACAACUACUGCUACUAGUACUACUACUACUACUACAAUAACAACAACAACAACUACUACUACUACAAUAACAACAACAACAACUACUACUACUGCUACAAUAACAACAACAACAACUACUACUACUACAAUAAUAACAACAACAACAACUACUACUACUACAAUAACAACAACAACCACUACUACUACUACUAUUACUACAAUAACAACAACUACUACCAUUAUGAUAACGUUUCAUAUUUUAAACUUAAAAUAA
This is a messenger RNA of Loa loa (African eye worm), 378 nucleotides long. RefSeq lists its product as hypothetical. Lineage: Eukaryota; Metazoa; Nematoda; Chromadorea; Rhabditida; Onchocercidae. The record is from RefSeq and is a predicted model, not a curated record. The transcript has a single exon. Bases 1 to 378 code for a protein of 125 amino acids.